UUCAAAAUAGACUGAAGACGACUGCGCGAUCCCAAGGAUCUCAUGCCACGCUUCCCCACGCGGCCUAUUGCCAGGCUGGGCGGCCACAAUGGCAUCGUCCAUGUCGUAGCUUACUCUUCCGGCUCCUCCGACUUUAUCCUGACAGGCUCCUCCGACCGCACGAUCCGCCUUUUCAACAUCUCUAGAGCGCCCGUCGAUUCGAAGGUCCCAAACGCCGGGCUUGUGAAGAAGUUUUCGGCGCACGGCCAUGAAGUUCUCUCAAUCGCCGUCAGCCAAGGAAACGACAAAUUUAUCUCAACAGGCGGCGACAAAACCGUCUUCUUCUGGGACGUCGCAACCGCGCAGACGCUUCGGACGUGGCGAGGACAUGGUGGGAGAGUUAACGCGUGUGCGUUUGGUGGGGAAGAUGAGAGUGUGGUUGUCACCGGUAGCUGGGAUGGGACGGUCAAGAUAUGGGAUGUCAAGAGCAACAAUCCAAAACCUAUCAUAACUCUCAAUGAUGCUAAAGACAGCAUCUCCGACGUCUGUGUCUUCGACGCUGACAUUAUAUCCGGGAGUGUGGAUGGCAGAGUGAGACACUACGACCUGAGAAUGGGAAUGUGCAAUAUCGAUGCCAUUGGGCAUCCGGUUACGAGUCUCGCUGUCACCAAGAAGGGCACCGAAACACUCGUCAGCUCACUGGACUCCACUGUUCGACUUAUGGAUCGCGAUAAUGGACAACUUCUGAAAGCGUACCGGGACGAGAGCUUCGUCAAUACUGAUCUCAAGAUCAAGAGCACUCUGGGGCUGAACGACAGCGUCGUGGUGAGUGGCAGUGAUAAUGGCAUGGUCUAUGCGUGGGACUUGCUGGAGGGAGAAGUUCUCCACAAAUUCAACCACUCGGAAAGACAGGAGGUGAAGGGAAAGAAGCCCAGCGCUCCUACCAGUGGAAAGAAGGACGUUGUCAGUGCUGUUGCUUUCUGUAAAACAAGACAGGAGUGGGCGAGUGGAGGGGGUGAUGGGGAUGUCAUUGUCUGGGGAGCGGAAUAGCGACGAACGGUUGCCGGGCAACAUAUCCAGGAUGCUACCUUAUGCCGGACAUGCUUUACGAUCAUGAUACCCAUUUCAAUUCGAACAAUCCUACCUUUGCUAAUACCAGUGCUUUCGAGAGCUUAUGCCUUCCCUUCCCCGACAUAGGCUGUCUGACUAUCCUCUGACAUGGCGGCAGUGCCCAAGUAGUCGCUGCCUUUGCAUUCGGCUUCGCUCUUCUGUACACCUCUCACUUUCUCAAACUUCGCUGGC
Molecule: messenger RNA, 1281 nt
Organism: Lindgomyces ingoldianus
Lineage: Eukaryota; Fungi; Ascomycota; Dothideomycetes; Pleosporales; Lindgomycetaceae
Product: WD40 repeat-like protein
Exons: 1
Coding region: 43-1029 (328 amino acids)
Biological process (GO): mRNA splicing, via spliceosome
Cellular component (GO): catalytic step 2 spliceosome
Molecular function (GO): protein binding
Source: RefSeq, a predicted model, not a curated record